AUGCUUGAAAUUUGAAGGCGAAGCCCUCUCUUUCGCUGUUUUUGAGAGCGUGAGUUGCGAGAGUGUUGUAGCGAUUUCGCUGAGUUCGCAUCCAAAUCCGAGCUUCGAAAUGGCUGGACAAGAAUCAGAUAACCUACAACAAAGCACUGCAGAUAUGACCGUAUUUGUACAAAAUCUUCUUCAGCAAAUGCAAACUAGGUUCCAGACAAUGUCUGAGUCGCUUAUCGGAAAGAUAGAUGAGAUGGGAAGCAGGAUUGAUGAACUGGAACAAAGCAUCAACAACCUCAAGGCUGAGAUGGGAACAGAUGGUGUGUCUGAGGCAAAGCCUGAAGAUCCAAAACCAGCUGAUGAAUCUUCAUGAGGUUGCAGCAAGCAACUUGUAACUACUCUGCUGGUGGAGCAACUGUCUUUUCUUGAAACUAUUAAUAUUCAUCUGGUUAUUAGAAACACCUCUAAUAUUUGAAUAUUAAGCUGAUCUCUAUUCAUGUUUACAGCCGUUGCUUUCCUGAGUUAGUAUUCUUAAACUUAUGUGAGAGAUAUUUUUUUUACAUAUUUUCCAAGUGAAAUGAGUAUAGACCUUGGCAUGCUUU
Molecule: messenger RNA, 590 nt
Organism: Dioscorea cayenensis subsp. rotundata (Guinea yam)
Lineage: Eukaryota; Viridiplantae; Streptophyta; Magnoliopsida; Dioscoreales; Dioscoreaceae
Product: heat shock factor-binding protein
Exons: 5
Coding region: 110-361 (83 amino acids)
Biological process (GO): cellular heat acclimation
Cellular component (GO): cytosol; nucleus
Molecular function (GO): transcription corepressor activity
Source: RefSeq, a predicted model, not a curated record